GGAUUAAGAUAUCAGCGGUGAACAAUAAGGCGUCGUUAUUAAACAUAUAACCUAAUUUGGAAUCCAAAACAGAAGAGGAAGGGGUGAAAUCGCACCAGCCAUGGGAUUUCUUUUUAGUGGAAAACCGGUGCUAGGAAUCCCAAUGAAUGGACUUGGAAUCGUCGGCGAGGUUAACGAUGGCCAAACAGUAGCUCGCAAAACAGUCCCAUUUGGACGAAGAAGUGCCACGAGGGUCCAUGGUUAUAUAUGGAAUUGGAGUCUCACAAGCUGGGUUCAUCCUGGGUUCGCGAAGAAGAUGAGGAUAGAAAUGGGAAAUGAAAAGAUAAAAGGGAAACAAUGAUUUUUUUUAAAAUUAUUUUAAGACCUAUUGAUUACAUGAAAAAAAAAUCUGAUUGCCAACUCAUCAAUUUUGCCAUGUGUAAUCUUAUGUCACCAUUAAAAAGAAAAAAAAAAAAGACAUUUAACAGAUAAUUGUGUCAUGUUGUCACUUAACUGGCAGAAAGAUUAAAAAGGGAUCGGAUUU
Rubroshorea leprosula is the source of this 523-nucleotide messenger RNA. Lineage: Eukaryota; Viridiplantae; Streptophyta; Magnoliopsida; Malvales; Dipterocarpaceae. The record is from the annotation of a GenBank genome assembly.